AUGGCUCGCUCGGAGCUGCCGGAGGUCCCCGGUAUGAAGGUGCUCGAGCAGUCCCGAAUCUCCCCGGCGCCUGGCCCCAACGCGCCGGAGACCCUCCCGCUCACCUUCUUCGACUAUGUCUUCCUGCCGUUCCACCCGGUGCAGAGGGUCUUCUUCUACGACCUCCCCUACUCUUUGUCCGAUUUUCUAAGGAGCCACCUCCCCCGCCUUAAGCUCUCCCUCUCUCUCGCCCUCCGCGACUUCCGUCCCCUCGCCGGGAGAUUGCGGCUCGGGUCGCCCGAGGGCAAGCCUGAAAUCCGCUGCAGCGGCGGUGACGCGGUGGCGUUCACGGUAGCGGAGAGCGGCGACGACUUCCACGAUAUGUCCGGGAACCAUGCCCGGGAUUGCGCCCGGUUCUAUCCCCUGGUCCCGCCGCUGCCGCCCGGGACGGAAGGUGGACAACCAGUGCUGGCGCUUCAGUUCACGUUGUUCCCCGACGCCGGCGUGGCCCUUGGGGUCACUGUCUCACACGCCGUCGCCGACGGCAGUACGUCGGCGCACUUUCUGAAAACAUGGGCUGGGAUCUGCCGGCUGGGGAUGGGAGGGAUGGGAGGGAUGGGCCCCUGUCACGUUGCGGCGCCGCCGUCUUACGACAGGAGCGUCGUCUGGGAUCCCAAGGGCCUGGAGAGGACCUUCCUCCACGACCUGAAACUGCUGCAAGUCGAACGGCGACUGGUCCCGUUGGAUCUCCACGGUAAGAACGAUGUCGUCCGCGCGACGUUCGCCCUCAGCCGGGAGCAGCUCAAGAAAAUGGGCGAGAGGUUCUCCAGCAGGACGGGCAUGGAGGAGUGUUCGCCCUACACCCUGGCGGCCGGGCUCAUCUGGGCCUCCCUGGUGAAGGCCAGGGGAGGCUCCGGCGACAAAACGGAAUACUUCGGCUUCGUCACCGGGUGCAGGGCGCGGCUGGACCCCCCAUUGCCGGCCACGUACUUUGGGAACUGCCUGGGGAUAUGCUGGGUGGAGGCCGAGGGGAGCGAUCUGGAGGAGGAAGACGGGGUGCACAUCGCCUCGGCGGCGAUCUGGAAGGUCAUCCGGGAUCUGGAAGGAAGUGGGGCCUUCCGAGGGGCCAAAAACUGGAUCCGCGACAUCCACUCGCUGGCCUCGGAGGGGAUCCUGACGGUGGCUGGGUCGCCGAAGCUGGGGCUGUACCAGGUGGACUUCGGCUGGGGCCGGCCUCGAAAGAUCGAAGUCAUAUCCAUCGAGAGGACGAGCGCUAUGUCGAUGGCGGAGUGGGGGGAGUACGGAAGCGGGCUCGAGAUCAGCCUGGCGCUUCCCAGGGAGCUCAUGCGUGGGUUCAGGUCAUCGGUUCUGAAGCUCAUCAGUUCGUUGUAG
This is a messenger RNA of Spirodela intermedia, 1371 nucleotides long. The record is from the annotation of a GenBank genome assembly. Lineage: Eukaryota; Viridiplantae; Streptophyta; Magnoliopsida; Alismatales; Araceae.